AUGCUUGUUGACUGACUCUCAGAUGCAGCCAGGAGAUUUCCCUCCGUUCUCCCAGCCUGGAUCCCCAGGUGGUCAAAGGGGGCCGUUUUCCUGCGGCUCCCUGUGGGAUUCCGCCCCGGCCGUCCCGGAGUUCCCCGCGAGUUGGGGCCGGCAGGGUCCCCUCAGCCUCCCAGGAUUCCUGUCAGUGGUAUCCAUUUUAUAUUGCUGUUCAGUCGACAAGGGAAAUUAAGACUGCAGAAAUGGUAUACCACACUACCUGAUAAAGAGCGAAAAAAGAUCAUCCGAGAAAUUGUACAGAUGAUUCUGUCUCGUGGUCAUAAGACCAGCAGUUUUGUUGACUGGAAGGAUCUAAAACUUGUUUAUAAAAGAUAUGCUAGCUUAUAUUUUUGCUGUGCAGUAGAAAAUCAAGACAAUGAACUAUUGACACUAGAGAUUGUACAUCGUUAUGUGGAAUUACUAGACAAGUAUUUUGGAAAUGUCUGUGAGCUGGAUAUUAUAUUUAAUUUUGAAAAGGCAUAUUUUAUCCUUGAUGAGUUUAUCAUGGGUGGAGAAAUCCAAGAAACCUCAAAGAAGUCAGCUGUCAAGGCUAUUGAAGACUCUGAUAUGUUACAGGAGACGAUGGAAGAAUACAUGAGCAAACCUGCAUUUUAGCUGAAAAAUCUACUUGACAACCCACUGAUGCUGCAUGUCAUAAAUCUGCAAAACUUCAGCUGGAUGUGGUUCUUUUCUGAUGUGCCAGAGUCUCAUGCCAAAAAUAAGUUAAAUGGAUUGUGUGCAAAACUUCUUGGAUACUUAAAGACUUAAAAUCUGUAGUAUAUUUGUAACAGAUGCAUAUCUAUAUUAUUGUUUGUACAUGGCUUCUUUUGACUAGCAUUUAAAAGCACCAUCAUUCAGUAGACUGCAUAUUUGUUUGUACAUUGAUUUUUACCAGCAAAGAAAUAAUUUUAAAAUAUUUUUGAGAAAUGACAUGCUAUAUUUUUGCUAGCAUUCACAAAGAACAAGUCAGCAACUCUUUUGUACAAAAAUAUUACAAAUGUACUGCCUACCUUGGACUAAAAUAAUAC
Messenger RNA from Gracilinanus agilis (Agile Gracile Mouse Opossum), 1064 nucleotides. It is a transcript of the gene AP1S3, whose product is annotated as adaptor related protein complex 1 subunit sigma 3. Gene Ontology annotation, molecular function: clathrin-cargo adaptor activity. The record is from RefSeq and is a predicted model, not a curated record. Gene Ontology annotation, cellular component: AP-1 adaptor complex; membrane coat; intracellular membrane-bounded organelle. Lineage: Eukaryota; Metazoa; Chordata; Mammalia; Didelphimorphia; Didelphidae. Gene Ontology annotation, biological process: intracellular protein transport; vesicle-mediated transport.